GGGGCGUCUGUCUGAAGUUUCCAGGAGAGCGGACACAGUCCAAGCAAAGGACCUAGGCGAUCGCCCAACUCCCACGAGAGUGCUGGACGUGCGGCUACAACCAGGCCCUAGAUUUGGUCUCUGCCUCUCCCGCUCCGACGCCCCCGCACGGACGCCACCAGCCCAGCUUCCUCCCGACCCCGAAAUCCUGGACCUAGCGUGGGGCCACCUCUCGCUCCUGGAAGGAUCGGUUGCCGCUUUAAGGGAAAGAGGAGGGGAAGGGGCGGGGGAGUGGGGGGCGGGGAGAGGCGGCAGAGGAGGGGGAGGGGGGAUCCCCCUCGCUCCCACGUGGUCCGGGCGCCUGUGAAUCGCGCCCGCCGGAGGGUCUCACAGCGAAAUACAAAAGCAGCUGGGAAGCCACGGCGAGGCGAGUUCCCAGCGCCCGAGCAGAGCGCUGGCCAGAGCCCCGCAGAGCUCCGCGGCCGCGAUGGGGCUCCGGCACCCGAAGUCCCGGAGCCAGCCUGCAGCCGGGCCCGCCUCACCGCCCGCGUCCGGGCGCCCGGGCUUGGCUUGAAGCGGCAGCGGCGGCACCGGCGCGCCGGCAGGAGCAUGGGGCGGAGGAUGCGGAGCGCCGCCGCUGCCGCGGGGCUCUGGCUGCUGGCGUUGGGCUCGCUGCUGACGCUGUGGGGAGGGCUCCUGCCACCACGGACCGAACUGCCAGCCUCCUGGCCGCCCGAAGAUCGACUCCCCAGGCAUCCGACCCAGAGUGGCGGCCCCGCGCCCGAGCCGCGCUUCCCUCUGCCCCCGCCCCUAGCGUGGGACGCCCGCGGCGGCUCCCUGAAAACUUUCCGGGCGCUACUCACCCUGGCGGCCGGCGCAGAUAACCCGCCUGGGAGGCACCCGGACGAUCACGGGCGGCACGUGCCAGCCGGACUUCCCGAGCCCGCGGAGCGCACGGCGGUACACGGGGGCAUCUUCUGGAGCCGCGGCCUGGAGGAGCAGGUGCCCCGGGGCUUUUCCGAAGCCCAGGCGGCAGCGUGGCUGGAGGUGGCGCGGGGUGCUCGGGUAGUGGCCCUGGAUCGCGGAAGCUGCGGACGCAGUUCCAACCGCCUAGCCCGCUUUGCCGACGGCACCCGUGCCUGUGUACGCUAUGGCAUCAACCCGGAGCAGAUCCAGGGUGAGGCCCUGUCCUACUACCUUGCGCGCCUGCUGGGCCUCCAGCGCCACGUGCCGCCGCUGGCACUGGCUCGGGUGGAGGCUCGGGGCGCUCAGUGGGUGCAGGUGCAGGAGGAGCUGCGCGCCGCGCACUGGACCGAGGGCAGCGUGGUGAGCCUGACGCGCUGGCUGCCCAACCUCACCGACGUGGUGGUGCCCGAGCCCUGGCGAUCAGAAGACGGCCGUCUGCGGCCCCUGCGCGACGCCGGGGGCGAGCUGACCAACCUUAGCCAGGCAGAGCUAGUGGACUUGGUACAAUGGACCGAUCUGAUCCUCUUCGAUUAUCUGACGGCCAACUUCGACCGGCUCGUAAGCAACCUCUUCAGUUUGCAGUGGGACCCACGCGUUAUGCACCGCGCUACGAGCAACCUGCACCGAGGACCGGGAGGGGCGUUGGUCUUUCUGGACAAUGAGGCGGGUUUGGUACACGGUUACCGGGUGGCCGGCAUGUGGGACAAGUAUAACGAGCCGCUGUUACAGUCAGUGUGUGUGUUCCGAGAGCGGACUGCUAGGCGGGUCUUGGAGCUGCACCGGGGUCAAGACGCCGCGGCCCGGCUGCUGCGCCUCUACACUCGCCACGAACCACGUUUCCCAGAGCUGGCCGAGCUCGCAGACCCCCAUGCUCAGCUGCUACAGCGCCGCCUUGACUUCCUAGCCAAGCACAUUUUGCACUGCAAGGCCAAGUACGGCCGCCGGCCCGGGGACUUAAUGGCACUCCGAGGAAGAGAGGGAGUGGGUUAUGAAUGAUGGUUAGAGGGCUGUCUUCUCUGCCACUGGCUAGGACCAACCGGCCAACGCCCACACAGCGGCCUGAUCGCGAAGCUGUCUAAAAACUUGUGUUUUAACCCACUUGCCCCUUUCUUUUCAUGCCAGGCGGUUUCCUUUCCAAGUUCUGGAAGGGCAAACUCACUGAGGCGAGAAUUAUAACAUUCCCUCCACCCAGCUUUUAAAAGGGAUUCUUUUCUGUGCUUGCGUGGAGAUUGGAUCCGAAGAAACUGGCUGCUGGGGUUUGGCCCCCGAAUGGCAGUCUCUAUGGGAGAUGCAGACCAUUCUUGUCGCUCUCUCCACCCCUUCCCAAAAAGGAAAACUUCCGUUUGAGCCCUUGAGCUAAUCCUGUUAUUUCCUAUCAAACACGGUACGGGUGGAAGCAGAGCAGGCUGUGACAAGGGCCGGUGGAGCCCCCUUCCUGUGUUCUCCCUUUGUUCCAGCGCCGCGAUGGAGAGAUAACUGUUCCAGGCUGAGGGACAGCUCUGGAUAGGACAAAGAACAAGACUCCCCCACCCCUGGGAGCCCUACAGACCCUGGCCAUUUGUCUGACUCAUUCCCCAGUUCUAGUCAUUUUGGCCUGAAGGCUGUGAAUUCAGGACUAGCUGUGUGCAGCAGAGUCAGUAAUGAAUCUCUUCCUGCUUCUCCCAGCUGACCAAAAAAUAUGACAGUGAUGAUGCUCACCAGAAGAAGAAAAAAAAAGUCAAAUCCAUGCACUUUACUUUGUUUUUAAUUUUUUAGUAAGAAAAACUUUUUUAUUUGACAGAUUCUGCCUUCUAUGUAUAUAUGUGCAUAAAUUGUGGUGUAAAUAGACUAAACAAACUUAUAUUUCAAUAAAAGGGAGUUUAAAGUUUAGAAUUUAA
This is a messenger RNA of Alexandromys fortis (reed vole), 2822 nucleotides long. It is a transcript of the gene Fjx1, whose product is annotated as four-jointed box kinase 1. Gene Ontology annotation, biological process: cell-cell signaling. The record is from RefSeq and is a predicted model, not a curated record. The transcript has a single exon. The coding region runs from base 589 to 1941 and encodes 450 amino acids. NCBI's taxonomy places the organism in Eukaryota, Metazoa, Chordata, Mammalia, Rodentia, Cricetidae.